AUGAGAGAAGCCCAGGAAGCCUCAAAGCUUGCCUUGUCCUCAUCCAGUACUUAUAGCUACAACAAUAGCAGGAAAUAUCAAUCAUAUCCUUAUGUUGGGAGAGAAGGGGAAGAAACCACAACAAAGUCAUCGAAAGCCCUUCAACAGAAGCAGGAAAUAACUGCAGCCCUCAAUGCUGGUGAUAUUUCUAGAUGUUUGCCUGAAUGGAAAGAAUUGACAUCAGACCAUGAGCAAAAAUUGAUCAAAGAUGCUUAUUACUCUGUUCAUAUAGAUGACGAAUAUCAAAAAUUCUUAAAGUUUUAUUAUGAUGGUGUGUUAUACCAGUUCACUUGUCUCCCUAAUGGUUUGUGUUCUGGACCACGAAAAUUUACGAGGCUUCCUAAACCACCUCUUGCUGUCUUAAGAUCACCCCAGUGCUUGGUUUCAGGUUAUAUUGAUGACCUUAUCACCAUGCACACAUGUGACAAUGGCUGCUUUGUAAACAUAAAGAGAAUUGUAUCUUUAUUAGGAGAAUUUGGAUUUUCUGUACAUCCCGAUAAAUCACAUUUUCUCCCCACUCAAACCUUAGAAUACCUUGGUUCAAUCAUCGAUUCAGUCAAUACGAGAGUGUAUUUAACUGACUCAAAAAAGAAAAGCACCAACUAUAGUUUUCAUGCUGUGUUAUUUGGAAAACUUCGUUAUAGAGAUUUCGAACGUCUGAAGAUAGACUCAUUAAGAAAAAACUACGGCAAUUUUGAUUCAUACACUACUUUGUCUGCUAAUGCAAUAGGAGAUAUACAGUGCUGGUGUGACAAUAUUACCUCAUCAUACAAUCCUAUGUCAUUUGGUAACCCCACAAUGACUAUUUCCACUGAUGCUUCUAAGCUUGGGUUGGGUGCAGUAUGUUCUAACUCACAAACUGGUGGCUUAUUCUCAGAAGUUGAGUCUGAGCAGCAUAUAAAUGUAUUAGAGCUGAAAGCUAUUCUUUCUGGACUGAGGUCAUUAUGUGACUCAGUUUUCAACACCCACAUCAAAGUAUUGUGUGAUAAUACAACAGCUGUACAUUGCAUAACCAACAUGGGUAGUUGUCGUUCUAUCCCUUGUGACAUUGUUGUCAAGCACAUUUGGGAUUGGGCCAUUAGAUAUGACAAUUGGCUUAAUAUCUCACACAUUCCAGGGCUUCCUAAUGUAGAAGCUGAUGUAGAAUCUAGGAAGCAUGAAAUUAAAACAGAAUGGAAAUUGAGUGAAAAGAUCUUUCUGGACUUUGUUUCACACUUUCAAUUUUUCCCUGAUAUUGAUUUAUUUACCAGUAGAAUCAAUACUCAAUUGGCUACAUUUGUUUCAUAUAGACCACACCCUUGUGCUACACUUGUAAAUGCUUUCACUUUUAAUUGGCAUGGUCAAAAAGUCUUAUUGCUUUCCGCCUUUCGUCUGUGUAGGUGCGUUCAAAAAGCAAUUCAGGACAAAAUUGAAGGCUUGAUUGUUGUACCAAAUUGGCCAAAUCAAAUAUGGUAUCCAUUACUUCUCCAGGUUGCUGUUACAAAUCCUUAUGUAAUUUUACCUUCUAGGGAGCAGCUAUUUCUUCCAAAUCAACCGUCGUUACUUCAUCCACUACACAAGAACCUGGAGCUUCUUGCAGUGUUUAUUCGAACCUCAUUGUUCAAUUUGAUGUUUCUAACAAGCACCAAAAACCUUGAUCCAACCUCAGCUCCUACAGUUGCAGGUGCAGAUUUUUUAGCUCAGUUAUUUUACUCCACCAAGUUAGAAUACUCUGCUUUGAAUACAGCCAGAUUUGCUCUAUCAUCUAUACUCAAACCUGACCAUGGGAUAACGUUUAGCAAACAAACUAUAAUCAAACGUUUAUUGCGUGGCAUUUUCAAGGAACGAAUAACUCUUCCUCGAUAUACAAUCACUUUUGAUGUGGAUGUCGAGUUGAGGUACCUUGACUCUUUGCCAUCACCAGAAGAGUUAUCUUUACAAUGA
Molecule: messenger RNA, 1962 nt
Organism: Hydractinia symbiolongicarpus
Lineage: Eukaryota; Metazoa; Cnidaria; Hydrozoa; Anthoathecata; Hydractiniidae
Exons: 6
Coding region: 1-1962 (653 amino acids)
Molecular function (GO): nucleic acid binding
Source: RefSeq, a predicted model, not a curated record